GGCCCGGAGGCGCCGGGAAGCCCGAGAGAGGCGGCUGCGGCCGGUCCCGGACUCGUGCUCGGGCCGCCCAGAACUCGGCGCUGGGCCGCGGCGAGUCAGCGGCGAGCAGGGCCUGAGCGCGCGCGGGCCCUGGGGAGCCGGGCCGGGUCCACGCUGCAGGAUGGAUCCCGCCCGCUCGGAGGUCCGACUUGCUGUCCAGGAGGCCGUGCACACCCUUUCGUCAUCCGAGGAUGGUGGCCACAUCUUCUCCACCCUGGGGACCCUGAAGCGGUACCUCGGUGACACGGAGAGCCCAGCCCACCCCAAGGAGAAGGAGGAGUUUGCCACGGUGCACUUCUCCGCUGUUCUCAGAUGUCUGGCCGGAGUCCUGAGCCCGAGCUGGCUGGAGUUGUUGCCCGACGGGCGGCUGGAGGAGCUGUGGGCCAGCUUCUUCCUGGAGGGCCCCGCUGACCAAGCCUUCCUGGUGCUGAUGGAGUCCAUCGAGGGCACUGCAGGCCCCAGCUUCCGCCUGAUGAGGACGGCGCAGCUGCUGGCCUCAUUCCUGAGGACGGGCAGGAUGGCGGCCCUGAUGGAGGCGCAGUGUCGGCAGCAGGCGCCGCCCGGCUUCCCCCUGCUCCGGGAGACGCUGCUCGGCAGGGUGGUGGGCUUGCCCGAUCGCCUGGGCAACCGCCUGCAGCGGGAGAACCUGGCCGAGUUCCUCCCUCAGAACUACUUCCCUCUGCUCGGCAAGGAGGCCGUCCGGGUGCUGCAGGCCGUCGUGGACUCUCUCCGAGGUGGCCUGGACUGCUCGGUCUCCUUUGUGUCCCAAGUCCUGGGGAAGGUCUGUGUCCACGGGAGACAGCAGGAGAUGCUGGGCGUGCUGGUGCCCGGGCUGACCGCGCUCACCGAGGGCAGCUGCCUCUGGCAGCGGGUCUGCUGGCGCCUGGUGGAGCAAGUGCCGGACCGGGCCGCGGAGGCCGUGCUGACGGGGCUCGUGGAGGCCGCUCCAGGGCCUGAAGUCCUGUCUCGGCUGCUGGGGAACCUGGUGGUAAAGAACAAGAAAGCCCAGUUUGUGAUGACCCGGAAGCUUCUGUUCCUGCAGUACCGACUCACGACGCCCGCGCUGCAGAGCCUGCUGGGGUACCUGGCCAUGGACAGCCAACGGCGCCCGCUCCUCGUGCAGGUGCUGAAGGAGCUGCUGGACACGUGGGGCAGCAGCAGCGCCGUCCGCCACACGCCGCUGCCGCAGCAGCGCUACGUCAGCAAGGCCGCGCUCAUCUGCCUGGCGCUCCUGGGGGACGCGGAGCUGCGGGACAGCCGGGACGAACUGCUGGCCAGCAUGAUGGCGGGUGUGCAGUGCCGCCUGGACAGCAGCCUGCCCACCGUGCGCCGCCUGGGCAUGGUCGUGGCCGAGCUUGUCAGCGCCCGCCUCCACCCUGAGGGGCCUCCCCUGAGGUUCCAGUGUGAAGAGGACGAGCUGAGCCUGGAGAUGCGGGCCUUGGCCACCCCCCGGCCGGCGGGCGACGGCGUCUUGGAGGCGGGAAGCCCGUCCCUGGCUGCAGCCCCCGCGGAGACCCCCGCAGAGACCCCCGCAGAGGCCCCCGCAGAGGCCGUGGACAGCGGUGUCCCCCAGGCACGGCUGGAGGGCUCUGACUCAGAGCUGGACAGUGACGAUGAGUUUGUCCCCUAUGACAUGUCGGGGGACACAGAGCUCAAGAGCGGCAAGGCGCCCCUGUACGUCCGGGACUGUGUGGAAGCCCUGACCACGUCCGAGGACGGGGAGCGCUGGGAGGCAGCCCUGCGGGCGCUGGAGGGCCUGAUCUGCAAGAGUCCCGAGGCCACCCGGGAGGUGAGCGUGGAGCUGGCCAAGGUGCUGCUGCACUUGGAGGAGAGGACCUGUGUGGCGGGAUUUGAGGGCCUACGGCAGAGAGCCCUGGUGGCUGUCACGGUCACGGACCCGGCCAGGGUAGCCGAGUAUCUGACCUCACAGUUCUACGCCCUCAACUACAGCCUCCGGCAGCGCAUGGACAUCCUGGACGUCCUGACCCUGGCUGCCCAGGAGCUGUCCCGGCCUGGCCGCCUCAGCAGGGCUCCGCAGCAUGGCCGCCCUAGUCCUGGCACCUGUGGCUCGCUGCCACUGGCCGCCUCCCAGCCUGGCAGCACUGCGGCUCCCAACUGGCGGGUGGCAGUGGAGGAGCGGAUCAGGAGCAAGACCCGGCGGUUCUCCAAGGUUAGCCUCGAGGGCACGGGCACUGUGGGCAGCCAGUUGCCUCCAGGUACUGUCUGCGAGCAGGGGGCAGGUGGUGGGCGGGGCCAGCACUGGUGCCACAUGGGGUCAGGGUGUCAAGUGCAGGAGAGGCUCUGCGAAGCUUCCCAGGGUCUCCCUGGGUUGUGGGGAGCCCGCCCGAGGUGCCCAUGCUGCACCAUUUGCUCACUUCUGUGUUGCAGGCCUCUGGUGACCUUCGACCUUUUGGGAGAUGACCAGUUGGUUCUUGGGAGAUUGACUCACACCUUAGGGGCCAUGAUGUACCUGGCCGUUAAUACCACGGUGGCUAUGCCCAUGGGCAAGGCCCUGCUGGAGUUCGUGUGGGCCCUUCGCUUCCACGGCGACACCUACGUGCGCCGGGGCCUGCUGUCUGCCGUGUCCUCCGUCCUGCUCAGCGUACCCGCCCGGCGGCUGCUGGAGGACCUGCCGGACGAGCUGCUGGAGGCCAGGUCCUGGCUGGCAGAUGUGGCGGAGAAGGACCCGGAUGAGGACUGCAGGGUGCUGGCGGUGAAGGCUCUGCUGCUUCUGGAGAGACUCAAGGACAAGCUCCUCCCACCCUCGCCUUAGUCCUCCGCCCCUCCCCAGCACAGGAGGCCCGGGGAGCCAGGCAGGCUGGGGCCGAGCAGGAGGCCUGAGGAGCGGAGCGGAGGAGCACCCAGGCACACGUCUGGGCUUCGUAGCGCGGCUGGGUCUGGAGCGGCGUCCGGUCCCGAGCGUGCAGAUGCAGAAAGGCCUGCUGCCCUGCUGCACCCCUGCUGCUAUUUUUAGCCCAGCAAGUCUGAGUGUUGGGCUAAAAAUACACAAGGGCCUGGGUACUGCCUGUCACAGCACACAGCAACCUGAACGAGGGCUGGGGCUGGUGGCGUUGGCAGGGAGAGCUGGCCCCUCCAGUGAGGGCAGAAUGGGGAGCAGCAGGGGAGGAUGACAGGAGCUGCUGCGUAGGGCCCAGCACUCCCACGGAGCCAGCAGGCAGGCACAGCCCUGUGCUUCUCACGUCGUCGUGUCCUCAGAACAGUAAAAAGAACUGCAGGUCCCCA
Microcebus murinus (gray mouse lemur) is the source of this 3282-nucleotide messenger RNA. The record is from RefSeq and is a predicted model, not a curated record. Lineage: Eukaryota; Metazoa; Chordata; Mammalia; Primates; Cheirogaleidae.